Messenger RNA from Manihot esculenta (cassava), 2501 nucleotides. Its product is annotated as vicilin-like seed storage protein At2g18540. NCBI's taxonomy places the organism in Eukaryota, Viridiplantae, Streptophyta, Magnoliopsida, Malpighiales, Euphorbiaceae. The record is from RefSeq and is a predicted model, not a curated record.
AAACAAAAUUUAUCCCCUCUGCUAUUAUCCUGAGUGUAACAACCUCUGAGGGAUGUUUUUUUUAAAUGAUAAUGUCCAGACUGCAAAUGGGUAUGGUUAAUUUUUCUUAAUAGCCAUAGCUCAGAUGCAUUAGCCAAACUGCGGUCGCCGGAAGAUGCAAUUUCAGCGAGAAUUCGGCUGAGGACUUGAUAAAACCCACACUUGUCUAUUAAUAAGCAAUUUAAGACUUCUUAAACUACUUGGUAUUUUAGCCGAAAGAAUGCAUCUUAGAGUCCGCCAAGUGUGCGAUAAGCAUGCACGUGUCCUCAUGCAGAGGACACGUAAGACUCGUCACCUUCCUCGUUAGUCGUUAUAUAUACAGAUCAACACUCGAUCACCAAUGGCAUUGACUCACUGACUCUUAUCGAUAAAAUUCUGUGUGAAAGCUUCAGUUAUGCCUUGUUCGCUCUUGUCAUUCGUUCUGUUGCUUUCCCUUUGUUGCUCUCUUCGUGGGGAGAGCUUCAGGAGGGAGGAGGAGGGAUAUGAUUAUUCCGGUGGGAUGAGACCCUGUAUGGUGAAGAAGGAAAACAGGAAGUCUUUAAUGGUGACUGAAUAUGGAGAGAUCUCAGCCGUUGAUAUCUCUAGUGGAACAAGAGGGCCUUACCAUCUUCAGUUUAUGACAUUGGAGCCUAACUCAUUGUUUCUUCCUGUUCUUCUUCACGCUGACAUGGUCUUUUAUGUGAAAACAGGGAGUGGGAAAUUGAGUUGGGCUGAUGAUGAAAGAGAAAUAAAGAGGAUGAAUAUAAAGAGAGGAGAUGUGUAUAGGCUGCAUGCUGGCUCAAUUUUCUUUGUGCAGAGUAGCUUGGAGCCAGAAAGAGAGAAGCUGAGGAUUUAUGCCAUCUUUUCAAAUACAGAAGAAGAUGUCCUUGAGCCAUCCAUUGGAGCAUACUCCAACAUCAGAGAUUUGGUCCUUGGCUUUGAUAAGAAACUCCUCCAAUCGGCUUUCAAGGUUCCUGAUGAUGUAAUAGAAGAAAUGACAAGUGCAAUAAGGCCUCCAGGCAUAGUGCACGCAGUGCCAGAGAAGAAAUCAAUGUUCUUGGAACUGGAAGCUAGAUUUAUAGAAGCUCUCGCUGGCGACAAAGAUGGUUCAUUCUAUUCCAUCAAUGGUCGGAAGAAGAAAACCAAGAUAUUCAACAUUUUAGAAGCUGACCGAGAUGUUGAGAACUGUAACGGAUGGAGUGUGACUGUAGGUAGAGGAGACUUGAAAUCUUUACGGGGUUCCAAUAUUGGAAUUUUCAUGGUGAACUUGACAAAGGGAUCGAUGAUGGGGCCACAUUGGAACCCAAUGGCUACUGAGAUAGCAAUAGUGUUGCAUGGACGAGGGAUGGUGAGGGUGGUUUGUUCAAGCAAUUUAAAUCAAACAGAUUGCAAAAACAUGAGGUUCAGUGUUGAGGAAGGAGAUGUUUUUGCUGUACCCAGAUUCCAUCCUAUGGCUCAAAUGUCUUUCAACAAUGAUUCGUUUGUUUUUAUGGGUUUUAGCACGUCGACCAGGAAAAAUUACCCUCAAUUUCUAGCUGGGAAAAGCUCAGUUCUUCAAACUUUGAACAAAGAAAUCUUGGCUUUGUCUUUUAAUGUCACGAACACUACUAUUGAUGGGCUCUUGACUCCUCAGAAGGAUGCAAUUAUUUUGGAUUGUACUUCUUGUGCCGAGGAAGAGGAGACCAAAAUGGAGGAAGAAAUGGAACGAGAAAAGCAGGAAGAGGAAGCUAGGGAGAGAGAGGAAGAAAGGAAGAGGGAAGAGGAGGAAAGAAAGAGAGAAGAGGAGGAAGAACGGAAGAGGCAAGAGGAGGAAGAAAGGAAGAGGAGAGAAGAGGAGGAAAGGAAGAGGCAAGAGGAGGAAGAAAGGAAGAGGGAGGAAGAGGAAGAGAGGCAACGGGAAGAAGAGAAAAGAAGAGAAGAGGAAGAAGCAAAGAGAGAGGAAGAGGAGGCAAGGAAACAGAAAGAAGAAGAAGAGAGGAGGAGAAAAGAAGAGGAAAGGGAGAGAGAACAAGAAGAAGCAGAAAGAAGGCAAAGAGAGGAAAAGCAAAGACGAGAAGAAGCAGCAAGAAGGGAGGAAGAAGAAGCCAUAAGAGAAGAAACAGAAAGGCAAAUGGAACAAGAGGAAGAAGCAGCUAAGAAGGAGAAGGAAAGAGAAAAACAAGGUGAUGAGAGCCAAUCUGAAGAGAAGAAAUACAGAGGAGAAGAAGAAGAAAGCCGAGGAAGAAAAGUUGCAAGAAAAGUGUGGAAACUGUAAAGGGUGAGGCUGUAGGCUGUAGAUGUGCCAAUAAGAGAUCCUUCUAAGCUUAUGCAGUAUGCUCUGUUUUCCAUCUUUGUAUUCCUUAAUAAGCUCUGCGAUCCAUGUUUGGAGAUUGGACAUCAUCAUGUGCACAGCCCUGUAAUGAGUUUAGAUCGUUUUUCAUUUGCUCGAGUUUGGAGAUGUAAAAUAAAAUUUGAAAUCCAAGUUCGUUUCUGCCUUCAUAACA